AUGGACCCGCAACAGCUCGAGGCGCUUUUUGCCGAUACUUUGCAGGCGUCGCUGGCGGUGCGCCAAAAGGCAGAAGAAAACUUGAAGUACAUUCUGAAAAACCCCGGUUUUCUCGGAGCCUGUCUUGAUGUGAUCGGAUCCGCCUCCAAUGCCGGUUUACGCCAGGCAGCGGCGGUUUACUUUAAGAACCAGGUGGUGCGUUACUGGAACCAUCCAACGAGCCGUAUCGACGACGGCGAAAAACCCGUCAUCAAGGACAGAAUCAUCCCCACCAUGCACAAGAUCGACCACCAGCUGAGGCAGCAAUUGGUGCCUGUUUUGCGUGUUUUGGUGAGUUUCGAGUUUCCAGCGGCCUGGCCCGAGCUUCUUCCCCAGACGGCCGAGGCCUUGCAGCGGCACGACUCGCCGGUGUCGCUUUACGUGGGAGUCUUGUGUUUUUCAGAAAUCACAAGAUACUACCGCUGGAUCUCCAACAAGGAGCGGGAGCAGGACUUGGACCCCAUGAUCGUGCAGGCGUUCCCACACUUGCUUGACGUGGGAAACGCUCUUUUGGCGCUGGAGCUCACGGAAGAGUAUGCCGAAAUCUUGAAGCUCAUUCUCAAGACGUACAAGUUCGUCACCUACUACGAUCUUCCCAAGGUGCUUCAGACCCAGGAGACGCUUGCGUCGUGGGGCCAGUUCCACUGUGACGUGAUCAAAAUGGCCACUCCUGAGUAUGUGAAAAACGCCAAUCUGGAAAGAGAACGCAACCAGUUGGAGGUGUCCAAGUGCUACAAAUGGUCCAUUGCCAAUAUGGAGCGUCUUUUCCGCCGCUACGGCCUGCGUGACUUGCUGUCGAAAAUGAAGUACGACGGGUUCCGGACACUUUUUGUCUCGGAGUUUGUGCCUCACCUCAUGUCCAUCUAUUUAUCGCUCGUGGAGCAGUGGUGUUCAGGCGCCCGCUGGCUUCCUGGCACCGCCUUAUACCAUUUGUUGGAGUUUUUGAGUCACAGUGUGACACAGAAGGAAUCUUGGAGCUUGGUCAAGCCGUACUUCGAGACCAUUGUGUCUCAUCUCAUAUACCCACUUUUGUGUCCUUCCGACGAGACCCUUGAAUUGUUUGAGGAGGACCCCAACGACUACAUCAACCUGAAGCUCGACGCUUUCGACGAGGUGGCUCCCGAUAUCGCCGCUUUGGGCUUGUUGGCGACUUUGGUCAGCAAACGCAGAAAGCUGACUUUGGAGCCGGUGUUGCAGUUUGUCUACAGAGAGCUUUCUUCUUUGCAGGAGCAGCAGGAGACCGUGGAGGUGGCCAAGAAGAAGGAGGGUGCUUUGCGUCUCAUAGGAGGCGUUUCCCACUACUUGACGACGCCAAAACUGCCUUACCACACCCAGAUGGAGAGUUUCUUGAAGGGCUUGGUCUUGCCCAACAUAACGUCGCAGCACGAAUUUCUCCAGGCCCGUACGCUUGAUGUUUUUUCGAAGUUUGCCGAUCUCAACUUCACAGAUGCUGAAAUGUUGCUGGCGUUGUUCCAUGGAAUCCUCAAACCUUUCAGUUCUGAUGCAGGCGAUGUCAACUUGGCUGUGAUGUUGGAGAGUGCUCUUGCCAUCCAGGCGUACAUGUACAUUCCAAAGUUCCGGAACGUGCUUUCUCAGUUGAUUCUUCCCACCAUGUCCAAGUUGCUUGAGCUCACGAAGGAAAUCGACAACGAUGCGAUUUCUAUGGUGAUGCAAGAGUGUGUUGAGAACUUUAGCGAACAGCUCCAGCCAUUUGGCGUGGAGUUGAUGCAGAAUUUGGUCAACCAGUUCAUGCGGUUGGCAGUGGAGGUGAACGACGCUGCUAAUGUCGAUGUGGAUGAAUUUGACGGUGACUAUAUGGACUCUUCAGACAAGAUCAUGGCGGCCAUCGGGCUUUUGAACACAAUGAUCACAGUGCUUUUGUCGUUUGAAAACUCUAAGGAAAUCUGCAUUCGUCUUGAGGAAACCUUCCUGCCUGUCAUUGAGUACGUUCUUGCAAACAACUUGGACGACUUCCUUGCGGAGAUUGGCGAGUUGAUUGAAAACUCCAUCUUCCUUUUGCGCUCUGUGAGCCCGGUCAUGUGGAACCACUUUGGCCUUUUGGUCAAGUCUUUUGACGAGGGUAUUGCCCUCAUGUACACCGAGGAGUUGUUCCAGUGUUUGCGCAACUACAUGGUUUUUGGUCCCCAGGACAUUGCUGAAAACCCCGAGAUUGCUGGCCAUUUGCUCAACAUCAUCUCCAUCAUCAUCCUGGGUGAAGAGGAUAUGAGCUACAACGACAUUGUUCUUGCCCUUGAUUUGGCUCAGACAUUUGUGCUUUCAUUGCAAGGUAACUCUAUCGGCUACCUUCCCAAAUUGUUUGAAACUGUCUUCCCAGUUAUUGUCAAGGAGAAGCACGACCCCAAACACAUCAAGAACAAUGCCAUGACGGUGGGUAAGGUCGAUUUCAUUGUUUCGUGCUUGAUCUACGACUCCUCGUCUACUCUUGCUGCUUUACAGCAAAGUCAGUAUCUCAACAUCUUCAUGGAGCUCUGGUUUGCUCUCAUUCCGAUGUUGAAGAGAGUCUACGAUAUCAAGGCGUCCAUCCUUGGCUUGAUCUCGUUAUCGAACAAUAACGAAGCCAUUCUGAGCAUUCCAAAUCUAGCUCCACACAUUGGCUCCAGUUUGGCUACUUUGUACAAAGCCUUGCCGGGUGCCAUCAAGGCAUUUGAAACAAAGAGAGUCAAUUUCAGCGAACAACCCGAAGAUGUUCAGGAGUUGUACGAUAGACAUUACGGCAAUGUGGAGGAGGAGUUCGAGGACUUGGACGAUGAGGAGAAUGUUCCAGGAGCCAACGACGCUUCCACUGACGAGUAUCUUAAUUUCUUGCAACAGGAAAACAACAAGUUGACUCAAUCUGGUUUUGCUGAAGAGGACGAGCCUGCUUACGAGGAUCCUUUGGCUACUACGCCAUUGGACUCUUUGAAUCCGUUUGAUUCCUUGAAGGAGUUUUACUCGUCUCUCCAAUCCCAAAAUCCUCAGUUGCAUAGCAUGAUCUUCGAUGGACUUUCUGAUUCGAACAAGCAAGUCAUCGUUGAUGUUUUACAAACGGUCAAGUGA
Candidozyma duobushaemuli is the source of this 3096-nucleotide messenger RNA. RefSeq names its product Nmd5p (gene NMD5). Gene Ontology annotation, cellular component: cytosol; nuclear envelope. Gene Ontology annotation, molecular function: small GTPase binding. The transcript has a single exon. The record is from RefSeq and is a predicted model, not a curated record. Gene Ontology annotation, biological process: protein import into nucleus. Bases 1 to 3096 code for a protein of 1031 amino acids. Lineage: Eukaryota; Fungi; Ascomycota; Pichiomycetes; Serinales; Metschnikowiaceae.